Messenger RNA from Magnolia sinica, 1211 nucleotides. RefSeq lists its product as uncharacterized. Lineage: Eukaryota; Viridiplantae; Streptophyta; Magnoliopsida; Magnoliales; Magnoliaceae. The transcript has 6 exons. The record is from RefSeq and is a predicted model, not a curated record. Bases 1 to 618 code for a protein of 205 amino acids.
AUGGAAUCAAGUUACAUUUGCAGCAAUGAAGAGAACAUUAGGCUGGAAUGGGAUCUUCCCCUGCUUCUGUUUCCACCAUUGCUUCUUGAAAAUCUGCUCAAGGGGAAUUUGGGCUAUCUAUGGCACAGGAGAGGAACGACAAGGUUGGAGAACGAAUAUCAGCUCUACAAGAGCUCGUCUCCCCCUAUGGGAAGAGAUGGAGGACUGCACAUCUCAGAAGCAUUGCAUCUGCAAAUGGAUGUUCAAAAGAGUUUACAUGAGCAUUUGGAGGCCCCAUUUCAAAGAUUGCCUCAUCUAUAUGAUGCUCACAUGAUGGAGCAAUGCAAAGGUGCAAGAUUUGGUGAGCUAAGUCCACAUGUUUUUGCAGUUGCAGGUGCUACUUACUGGGUAAUCCUUUUUGUUCUUAUGGCAGGUUACUUGCCUUUUGAAGAAACGAACCUUAUGGCAUUAUAUAAAAAGAUCAUUAAGGUAGAUUUCACUUGUCCCUCAUGGUUCUCUACCAGUGCAAAAAACCUAAUCAAAAGGAUUUUGGACCCUAAUCCUUUAACUAUAUGUACUUUUCCUUUUUGUGCUUUGACACAAGCACCAUGCCUUCAGCUUGUUAGAAUAAAUUGUUGAAAUUGCAGCCAGGUCUCUUUGCAAACAUCUUAUUAUAGAGGAAUGCUAUUGUACACAAAUAGUGGAGCGCACAUGAUGGGCAGUCCAAAUCGUGUGCUUGUCUGCCAUGUGUCCCCUUGGGAACUUGGCUGCAAAUUUUCAUGUGCAAUUAGGCAUUCUAAAUAUGGUGCACUUCACAGUGCAAUAAGAAUUCCACACUCGGAUAUUGCUCAAACUACAUUUUGCUAUUGUUCUUCUUUUAACACAUUUGUGACUGCCAUUUUCAAAAAGCUUGCAUUUGGUAGUUUUCUAUGCUGAAGUUGGGCUAAAAGGCUUUCUUCACAUCAUAAUUAGUUGCAACUUGUUGACAGAUGCAUGAAGUCGUGCGGGAUGUUACAAACUAUUUCCCAAUGGCAAUAAUUAGUGGAAGAUGUCGUGAUAAGGUACUACAGCAAUUAGCUACUUUGCAUGGAAAAUAGGUACAGGCAGGUGUAUUUGUCAUUUUACUUUUUACAGGCUCAUGCUUUUCCAGCCUGGGGUGGUAUGUUUGUCUUAUCUGCUGGUUUGGCUACACAGUUACAUGUUAUUCUGUUAAUUGGAUUUUAUUGGAGAUA